GAACAAGACUUUAAUCGUGUUUUAAAAUAACUCUCUCGUGUUGUGUUGUCCAUCCAUCGCCUGGAGGAGAAAGAAGAGAGGAGAAAAGUCGAAGAAAUAUGUAAAAACGCGUUUACUGUAGCAUUCAAAUGCCCAUCCCAAACUGAACGCUCUGCUUUGAACGCAAAACAAACGCCAAUCGUUCAUUGACAAUGAAGGAAGAUGAAGAGAUUCCCGCUGUUGACGGUUGUAUAGAUAGAGAGAGUGGAGCCAUUUGACUUCACUGGACACACGCCCAGCACAAGACGUCUAGGAUAAUGUUCUUUUAAUUUAUGAAUACGCGUUGAACUUUCAGCUAUCACCCACGGAACCAAGCUGCUCAUUCUUUCUUCUUAAGCUAAUCCAUCUUUACCAUUAGUCGUAAUCUAGAGGUCCAAGAGGUAUCUUGCUUUCCAUUAUUUGACCUUUUAGAUGAUCUCUAGCUUUCACUGCAUAACGAUCUUCUUUUUCCUGGUUGUUGGAGGGUUCUUGAAUUGCGUAUUAAUUCAAGCCAAGUCAUUCUCUUUUUAAAUUGGGUCAGUUACAAAUUUGCAGAGUUGAGGGAAGCGUGAAUUAUUUGAUUCAUGGUCGCGACUUUCGGCAGACGAGAAUAACCUGUAUAAGGUAUGAGCUUAUGUGGAGAAGUUCCCAAUUCUAUCCUGAGAACAGUAUUAUUCGGUGAAUGCUUAUGAAUCUUGAUGAAGGAGAGGUGAGAAUUUUAGCUGGUGAUCUUCGCUUCUGAAGGAUAAUCUAUUUAAAAUUUAGCUUUUGGCCGUAAUAUGGGUUGCAUAUGCUCCAAGACCUCAGCUGUGGAGGACAGCCGAGAAGGUUUGACAACGAAAUUGUCGUCAUUGAGCAAAAGGUCAUCGGAGCUGAAUGUUUCACGAUUGAAUUCAUCAAAAAGGGAUGAGGGAGUUUGGACCAAGAAUGUGAUAGAUGCCAGAGAUGUAAAAGUUUCGUUGAUUAGCAAGAAACCCAAUGGUUCAGUGACGUUUUAUGAUGAUCGAAUUGGAGAGGAGAAAAGUGAGAAACCCGAAUUUCCCGUUCUUAAUCAUCCUGGUCUUGGUAAAGUACCAAAGGCUACAGAAGGAGAACAAGUUGCGGCAGGAUGGCCAGCUUGGCUAUCUUCUGUUGCUGGUGAAGCUAUCAAGGGAUGGAUACCUCGGAGUGCUAAUACUUUCGAGAGGUUAUAUAAAAUUGGCCAAGGAACAUACAGUUCUGUUUACAAGGCACGUGAUGUGACUCACCAAAAGACAGUUGCUUUGAAGAAAGUACGAUUUGAUAAUCUUGAUCCUGAGAGUGUCAGGUUUAUGGCAAGAGAAAUUUUUGUUCUGCGUUGGCUUGACCAUCCUAACGUGAUAAAGUUAGAGGGCUUGAUAACAUCCCAGGCAUCCCGUAGCUUGUACCUUGUUUUUGAGUACAUGGAACAUGAUCUUACAGGACUUGCUUCACGUCCUGGCAUUAAAUUUUCAGAACCACAGAUUAAGUGCUACAUGCAACAGCUUCUCAGUGGAUUGGAUCAUUGUCAUAGUCAUGGUGUUCUCCACCGGGAUAUAAAGGGGUCAAAUCUUCUUAUUGGCAAUAAUGGCAUCUUAAAGAUUGCAGAUUUUGGUUUGGCAAGCUUUUUUGACCCCCAUCAAAGUGUUCCAUUGACCAGCCGAGUGGUGACUCUUUGGUAUAGGCCUCCAGAACUUUUACUUGGAGCAUCUCAUUAUGGUGUUGCGGUGGAUUUGUGGAGCACUGGCUGUAUACUGGGGGAACUGUAUUCUGGCAAGCCCAUAUUGCCAGGAAAAACAGAGGUGGAACAAUUGCAUAGGAGUUUUAAGCUUUGUGGCUCACCAUCUGAAGAUUACUGGCUUAAAUUGCGGUCGCCACAUUCAACAAUAUUCAAGCCUCCGCAUCAUUAUAGGCGUUGUGUUGCGGAAACAUUCCAGGAAUAUCCACCUGCUGCUGUGAGGCUAAUAGAGACCCUACUUUCAAUAGAUCCUGCACAUCGAGGAACUGCAGCUGCUGCCUUAAAAAGUGAGUUCUUUACCGUGGAACCCCUUGCUUGUGAUCCUUCAAGUUUACCAAAAUAUCCUCCCAGCAAAGAGAUUGACGCUAAGAUGCGAGAUGAAGCAACCAGAAGGCAAAGAGCUGUAGGAGGAAGGGAGCAGAAAGUUGGGGUGGGAGUUGGACCAGAAAAAGGGCUUCAGGCGCUUGCGGCAAAUAACAAUGCUAACCCGCGCUUGUCAAUGCAGCAAGGACGUCAUUCCAGUUCAAAGAGUCGAACUGAAUUGUUCAAUCCUCCCAGAGAAUCUGCUUCGGGGUUGUUGGUUUUUCCACAUAAACAGUCAGACAAUGCUGAGGAAGUGGAAAAUAAUUUCUCUGGUCAUCUAUACAAGAGGCCUUCACAUUCAGGUCCAUUGGUUCAGGGUCCAGGCCGGGUAAAAGUUGGUAAGGACAUGGACGAGCAGCAUCUUGGUUCAAACAGAGUCAACUUGUCAAAGGUAUUAGGUUUAGUUGCAUCUAGGACUUCAGUGUCUGAAGAUCAGGAGGAAAAAUCACAUUUCUCACGGCCCAGAAAAACAGUUGAUGUACAAAAACCUGUGGAGUCAACUAGGGGAUCAGAUUUAAGAAGGCAGGCUCAAAAACACCAGUCUCAGCGAGUUGAUUUGUGUCACGUAGAACAUGGAAGGACCCCUGCUAAAGAAUCAACUCCGGAAGGGUACGCCAGAGGAAACAAGAUCUAUCUUUCUGGUCCAUUGAUGGUAUCGUCAAACAACAUGGAUCAGAUGCUCAAAGAACAUGAUCGAAAGAUCCAGGAAUAUUCAAGACGAGCUAGAAUUGACAAGUCAAAAGGUGAAAAAGUUCGUGCGAAGCAAAAGUAGAUGCCGGUUAGUCAGAUAUACACCCAAAAUUGUAGUAGUACAGCUGGGUAAGUAUUUCAUGACUUCACUAUUCAUCUCUCAUUGUUACCGAGGGAAAGAGAGUGGGGAGAAGGGGGAAGACAGCCCUCGUUAUAAAGUGUAUCAUAUAUUGAAGCUUUCUGUGUCAAAGAAAUUGAUGUUUACUUCCAUUCUUCAA
Molecule: messenger RNA, 3084 nt
Organism: Neltuma alba
Lineage: Eukaryota; Viridiplantae; Streptophyta; Magnoliopsida; Fabales; Fabaceae
Product: probable serine/threonine-protein kinase At1g54610
Exons: 9
Coding region: 798-2888 (696 amino acids)
Biological process (GO): protein phosphorylation; positive regulation of transcription elongation by RNA polymerase II
Cellular component (GO): nucleus; cyclin-dependent protein kinase holoenzyme complex
Molecular function (GO): ATP binding; RNA polymerase II CTD heptapeptide repeat kinase activity
Source: RefSeq, a predicted model, not a curated record